This is a messenger RNA of Pimephales promelas (fathead minnow), 1049 nucleotides long. Its product is annotated as major histocompatibility complex class I-related protein 1-like. Gene Ontology annotation, biological process: immune response. Gene Ontology annotation, cellular component: external side of plasma membrane. The record is from RefSeq and is a predicted model, not a curated record. Lineage: Eukaryota; Metazoa; Chordata; Actinopteri; Cypriniformes; Leuciscidae.
UGGGAUGAGACCGGGUUGAAACCGCGAGUCAGACUGAUUCAGAAAACAAACUCAGAUUCUGGAGGGUUUCGUGUGAGUUGUUUGGCAAAAGGAUUUUACCCUCGUCACAUCAACCUGACCCUGUUCAGAGAUGGACAGCCUGUACCUGAUCAUGAGAUCACUGGAGGAGAUCUGCUGCCCAAUGGUGACGGGACGUACCAGAUGAGGAAGAGUCUGGAGAUCAGUGCAGACAAACACAGAUACAGCUGCUCUGCCACACACCUCAGUCUGGACAACAAACUGGACAUUGAGUUGGAGUAUCCAGGGGGAACAAUACAGCAGGUGAUUUCCUCAGUGCUUGUGGUUUUAGUAUUGGCGUUUGUGUUUUUGACUGUGGUUGCCAUUAUUAUAUGGAGGAGAAGACGCCAUUCAGCUUCCUAUACAUGUGACUACUCCUCUGCUUCUUCAACUGAAGACAACAUGGAUAAAACAUGAAAACAUGGCAAUAAAAGAAAGUAGAUUAUAAUGCAGUUUAUCAAUGAAAUUAAAUGGCGUAGAUCCCAUAAUAGCAUCACAUGUAUUUCAUUGUCAUUAUACAGUGUAUUUCAGUUUGUUUUUAUGUACUUCCUGUUGUAUAAAGUAAACUGAUCUGUGCUUUUUUCAUUACAUGGAUUGUAAUUAACAAGCUCAAAUGAGUCGGAUUUAGUGAUGGUAAAAUGUAUAAUUGCAUUACUAGUGAGAAAAGAAUGUCUUGAUGUGCAAUUUGCCAUGAUUGUUUGCAUCACACAUAAAUAUCGACAUUUUAAACAGAGAAACAGCCAUUUUCUUCAAGAAACACAGUAACAAGUCACUGCAUGCUAUGUUCAUACUAAAUAUAUAAGGUAUAUAAGUAAAUAUAUGUUUUUCAGGAGUCUACUGAAUUACACAUCAUGUAGUUUCUCAAAUAUUCUCACGUUCAGAGUCAUAAUGAUUAACUGAAGCGACAGCAUCUUGUUUUGACCUGUGUGUUAAAAGUUUAUUCAAUCUUACAUAACUCAAAUGUUCACUGAUAUAAUUUUACAGGAAAUAAA